This is a messenger RNA of Anopheles coluzzii, 1916 nucleotides long. RefSeq lists its product as uncharacterized. The transcript has 3 exons. Lineage: Eukaryota; Metazoa; Arthropoda; Insecta; Diptera; Culicidae. Bases 56 to 1639 code for a protein of 527 amino acids. Gene Ontology annotation, molecular function: protein binding. The record is from RefSeq and is a predicted model, not a curated record.
GGCAUAUGAAAAGAAGAUCACCGCGCAACAUACUCAUAGGUAAUCUAAACCAAGCAUGAGCCGUCCGCGAAGAAAAUGCGCGAGGUAUUCGUCCCCGCCCAAAUUGCACAUCAAUGAGCUGCCACAAGAGAUAAUGUACACCAUUUUUGACUAUCUCUGCAUUUAUUCGCUAAGAGAUGUCUCACUUACCUGCCGCUACUGGGAGCGUCUGAUUUCCGAAUACGGCGCUGCACGAUUUACCCUGCGCAUUGGUGAGUGGUCAGAUGAAGAUACGUGGUAUGCCGAUUGCAGUGCCCGUGCAAAGGUACACUUAACAGAAGCAGCCAAAAUGCUCGAUUGGACCAAGCGCCGCUACAGCAAGGUCAAUAUUGAUCUGCUGGGAAAACCGUUUGAAACGCAUCAAAUGAAUCUCGUGCUCAGCAAGCUACUAGUGCCGUCCUGGCUCGAGCAAUUGGUCGUACUAAGGGUCGGAUUGGGGAAACAUUUACAGACGUUCGCCGUAAAGAUAUCGAAGGCGGUGGUAAAGAUGGGAUGCCUGCAGGAGCUACACUUGGUUCAUCCAGCUAAUGGCUCCAAAUGUUUGCAUUCAUUUAAAGAGCUGAAGGUUGUUAAUCGUUCACUGCACAAGCUGGUGCUGCAUGUAAGUCUACCUGAGGUCAUCGACUGUCCCAAUCUUCGCGUGCUGGAUAUUGUUUCUUCACUGGAUGUGGAGACCAUCGUUGGUAAGCAGUACAUAGAGCACGGAGGCGAAGAACCCUACUGGAAGCUAAAGCAGUUGGAGGAGCUCAUGAUUUGGCAUCCUGAUGAUGAUGAUGAUGAUGAUGGUAGGAUGAUCUUUUCAUCACGUCUUUUAGAGCAAGCUACUAGUAUCGGUUCUAUCGAAAAGAUCGAAUUUUACCGGCAUUUGAAGCAGCUUAAGAAACUGUACUACCACGCUAGCAUCGCAUCGAGUGAGGUGCUGCAGGCCAUCUGCGAAUCAUGCGUUCAGCUGAAGGAUCUGCAUUUGAUGUACUUGGCUAGUAUCGGUCCGAAUCCGUUGCGCCACCUAUCGAACCUGAACAUGCUGCAACAGUUGAGCAUAUGCUGCAGUGCCGAUAUUCUAUCGUUCACAGGCGUUCGCUUGCCCCGGCUGGAGAGGCUUCUGUUGUACGACAUGAAAAUCGAUUGGCCAUCGUUGGCGGAGCUGACGUCGAUCAAGUGGCUAAAGAUCACACCCGAUCCAUCGAAGGUCGAUCAAAUAUGUGAUCUUCUCGCAGGACAGCUCAGCAGUCAGCUAAACUUUUUGUGGCUCGCUAUGGACUACGUGGAUGUUUACGCCUGCCUGCCCAAGCUGUCUGCUCUGAAAACGCUUGUGGUGGAAAAUGUUAAUCAGCAAUUUUCGAAAUAUCUGCCUCGCUUGCCCCAGCUGAGACGGUUGGUUAUUUUUCCAGGAUACAUGUCAAAAAUGACCUUGCCGCUUCGGCUUCCCAAACGGAUGGUUAAAUUGGAACUCAUGGAGCUCGGUUUUUAUGAAAUAUUUAUACGUGAUAUUAGCAAAUGCAUGAUGGAGGGUGAUUAUGCACGUCUGAGCCUACACUUCCGUGAGCAGAGGUCCAUUUUACUCAAAUAUUCCUAUAGAAAUGUAAGUUCCUUAAGGUAAAGAAAACAAAAACUUGCUUUUGUUGAUUUGUUUUACUUUGCCAUCCUACGUCACAACGUUUAUCGCACUAACGUUGGCAAUUAAAAUUAUUUCCGUUUUUUUUCUUGUGGGAGGUGGCUACUUGUCUGUUUUGAUAGAUUUUGGAAUUAAUACUGAUCUUAUUGUGGAAGGAUUAAUCUGUCAUCUAAAAUAGGAUUAAAGGAGUUCAGGGCACAUGCACAUCCACUCUUGAUGAACUAUAGGAAUGAAUAAAUGAUUUAUUAUAAACUUUUUCUAA